This is a messenger RNA of Pediculus humanus corporis (human body louse), 957 nucleotides long. RefSeq lists its product as uncharacterized. The transcript has 4 exons. The record is from RefSeq and is a predicted model, not a curated record. Bases 1 to 957 code for a protein of 318 amino acids. NCBI's taxonomy places the organism in Eukaryota, Metazoa, Arthropoda, Insecta, Psocodea, Pediculidae.
AUGGCUGAAAGCGAUGGAGCCGCUCAUCAAAACGGCGAACCCGUUGCAACGGAAGAAGAAAUAUCGGCUGUGACGCAAAAAGCAAGAGACGUCGUGGCGGAAAUAGAAGCAGAAGAACGUAAAGAAUUGGAAGAAUUAAGGAGCAAACAAAAGGAUCCUCCGAUCACUUUUAAAGAUGCUGUCGACGUAAAAGAUCAUUUUAACGCUCUCGUGAGUUUGGUCGAUGGGAAAUUAAACGAUGAGGAAAAACAAAGUCUGGAAGAAUUAAAACAAUACAUGAUACUCGACGAAGGUUCCUGGGCUUUGGGCGAUGGUUUUUUAAAUUUUGUAGGAAAAUUACUUCACGACGAAUCAUUUAGCAAGGAUGUGAAAAUUAGGUUACUCAACGUAUUGGCUGCUGCGGCUCUUAAAGAUGACGUCAUACUUUUAUUACAUCAGGAUAGAAGAGAUCACGUGCUCAUGAAUUAUGCGGGAAACGUGGAAAGGAUAACGGUCGAAGAACAACAAGCGUUAUCAUUAAUGUUUGCAAACUUAUUCGAAAAUUUAAGCACAUCCGAAUGGCUUUUGUACAUAUCAGAAUGGGAGCAUAACAAUUCGAGUCUGAGUAAUAUUCGUGUGACGACAAAAGUUGGGAUAAACGCUCUCCUGUCGGAAAAUCCCGUUUUGCAAGAUCGAGGUUCGGCAAUAGUACACAACAUGGCUUGCAAGGAGGUAAAAACUGUGGUUUUCGACGACGUGGCAGUAGAAUUAACAAUGGCUUUGUUACAAUUUUUAAACAACAAUCCGUCCGAAGAAUAUUUAUUUAGAGCAUUGAAAUCGUUGGCGAGAUUUUGUCAGAUUUCCGGUCAGGAAGUGACGCAACUCAUACAAAUGAUCGGACCCGAUCCGAAAAAAUUCAAAGGAAAAUCUCAAAGGAUCGACGAACAAAUCGGAAUUAUAUCAACGAAAUUACGUUAA